Molecule: messenger RNA, 1668 nt
Organism: Aethina tumida (small hive beetle)
Lineage: Eukaryota; Metazoa; Arthropoda; Insecta; Coleoptera; Nitidulidae
Product: nose resistant to fluoxetine protein 6
Exons: 9
Coding region: 19-1608 (529 amino acids)
Molecular function (GO): acyltransferase activity, transferring groups other than amino-acyl groups
Source: RefSeq, a predicted model, not a curated record
CACAGCAAAGAUACAAGAAUGUUGGGGAGGAACAACUUAGGGUUGCACCUUGCUUAUUGCUUGCUCAGCCCUUGCACCAGCGAAGACUUUGCCAAAAUUUUUCAAUGGACCACCUUUGAGGACCAAUAUUGUUACUCCCAAGACAGUGAUCCUGAACUGGACGCAAGUGACUACACAGCUAUAGUUAUUUUUAGUGUGUUUGCCCUGCUGGUAAUUUCAUCCACAGCCUACGAUUUGUUCCUUUAUUACACGAAAACCGAAGCCCUACACGACGUACUCCUGGCGUUCUCCCUUUGGAGCAACGGCCGGAAGAUCCUAAAAACAAACUCGUCCAACAGCCAGUUGUCCUGCAUCAACGGCUUCAAAGCCCUGAGCAUGAUGUGGGUGAUUUACGGGCACGAGAACAGCCUUUUAGUGAGCAGCGGCACCAUGAAUUACAUGGAAGUGAGCCUGUUCAUGAGGGAGAAGAAGAACAUGUAUUUACUUGCGGCGCCGGUUUCGGUCGACACCUUUUUCGCCAUUGCCGGGCUUUUAACUGUUUACACGGUUCUUAAGGCUAAGGUUGAAGGGAUGAAGUUUGUUCGGGGGCUUCCAAUGUUUUACGUUCACAGAUACUUGAGGUUAACUCCUGCCUUUGCCUUUGUAAUUCUAUUUAAUGCAACCUUGUUGAGGUUUGUUGGAAGUGGGCCAUUUUGGGGAAAUGUGCAGAAUGAUGUUGAUACCUGCAGGGAGGGAUGGUGGGGAUCCAUCCUAUACAUACAAAACUACAUAGAUCCUAUGUCUACUUGUGUCCCUCAAUCCUGGUAUUUGUAUGUUGACACACAAUUAUUCGCCAUCUCACCCUUGGUGAUAAUUCCUUUACUCUUUUGGCCAACUAUAGGACUUGCCUUCUUGGGCUUACUAAUUUUGGCUGGAAUUAUCAUACCAUUUUCUGUUACUUACAGUUUAGAUCUAACUGUGGCUCAAACUGACAUGGAAUCAAGUGAAAGGUACAUGAAAUAUUACUAUGCCCAACCCUACACAAGAUGUGGCCCAUAUUUUAUUGGAAUGUUGUUUGGAUGGCUCAUUUACAAGUUAAAAACUGACGAAAUUACUUUGAGCAAAAAAACUAUGCGUCAGUUGUCCAUAGUUUUGUGGCCGGUUGCUCUGGCUGGCACCGCAGCUUGUCUUUAUGGAGGCGCAGACCUUGUGACGGGAGCCACCACCAGUACUUUAGCCACGUCGUUUUACAACGGCUUCAACAGGAACGGCUGGGCUUUAUCCUGCUGCAUUAUCAUCAUGUUGUGCUGCAUCGGAUACGGAGGUCCAAUUAAUGCGUUCCUCUCGAUCCCAUUGUUUCAAACGUUGGCGAAAUUAUCGUAUUCCAUGUAUUUGGUGCAUUACACUAUUGUAAUUACGGCCCGAUAUAUGAGCGUGAAGGCCCCCAUUUAUUUUUCCUGGUGGUCUGUUGCUCAUGGGUUUUUUGGUGAUUUUAUAUUGACGUUAGUUGGGGCAUUCUUUUUGUGUGCCAUUUUUGAAUCUCCCAUUAUUAUCAUAGAAAAAUUCAUAUUUGGUAAUGAAAACCAUUCCAAGACUGAAAAGAAAUCUCCAAUUAAAAAUAAAAUUUAAUACUUAGAUAUACUUAAAUAUUGUUAUGUUAUAUUAAUAAAUUAUUAUUUUUAUUUAGAA